AUGUGCUUAGGACACACAACAGCGGCUCCAGGCACGGCCAGAGGACACAACACAGCGGCUCCAGGCACGACCAGAGGACACAACACAGCGGCUCCAGGGACGACCAGAGGACACAGCGGCUCCAGGCAAGACCAGAGGACACAUCAGAGCGGCUCCAGGCACGACCAGAGGACACAACACAGCGGCUCCAGGGACGACCAGAGGACACAGCGGCUCCAGGCAAGACCAGAGGACACAUCAGAGCGGCUCCAGGCACGGCCUGAGGACACACCACAGCGGCUCCGGGCACGACAAGAGGACACACCACAGUGGCUCCAGGCACGGCCAGAGGACACACCACAGAGGCUCCAGGGACGACCAGAGGACACACCACAGCGGCUCCAGGGACGACCAGAGGACACACCACAGAGGCUCCAGGGACGACCAGAGGACACACCACAGCGGCUCCAGGGACGACCAGAGGACACACCACAGAGGCUCCAGGCAUGA
This is a messenger RNA of Haliotis rufescens (red abalone), 489 nucleotides long. RefSeq names its product protein PBMUCL2-like. The record is from RefSeq and is a predicted model, not a curated record. The transcript has a single exon. Bases 1 to 489 code for a protein of 162 amino acids. Lineage: Eukaryota; Metazoa; Mollusca; Gastropoda; Lepetellida; Haliotidae.